AUGAGUGCCCAUGAGGAAUGCAAGGAGGAGAGGACUGUCUCUAAAAUCAGUGUCCCUGGAGAAUGUGAGAAUGAAAGCUCUGCUUCUAAAAUGGAUCUCACAAAAAAAGAGGACAUCGAUCAUCAGCCUGGAUCAGUUCUCCCAGUCCAGCAGAAGAGGUCAGUCUCACCUGUCCCCAGCUGUGCGUCCAUGAAGAGCAACUGGUCAAUGGAUCAGCCAAUAGAGUUUACAGAGGGAAAGAUUCCUGGUGACAGCAAAAUGCAGCAUGAGAGCUCUGACUCUCAGAGCUGUGUGUCCAUGAAGAGUAACUGGUCAAUGGAUCAGCCAAUAGAGUUUACAAAGGGAAAGAUUCCUGGUGACAGCAAAAUGCAGCAUGAGAGCUCUGACUCUCAGAGCUGUGUGUCCAUGAAGAGUAACUGGUCAAUGGAUCAGCCAAUAGAGUUUUCAAAGGGAAAGAUUCCUGGUGACAGUCCAAUGGAACAAGUGAUCCCAGACUCAUCUCAACCCAGCGGUGCAGACUUUCCAAAAGAGUUUGAAGAGAAAGAGAUUCCUCCUGAACACAGAUGUGAAUCUACAUUUCCUGAGGUGGAUGUCAUUAGGAAACACAAAUUGGACACGAAAAAGAAGUUUGAGUGUAUUUGUGAAGAUUUAGGAAAGCAGGGGAACCCUACACUUGUCAGUGAGAUCUAUACAGAGGUAUACUUUACACAGGGUGGAAGCAAAGGAGUUAGUAAUCAAUGUGGAACAUCCAGGAGCACAGCAACAGAGGAGAUGCCAAUCAAAUACAAUGACAUAUUUAAACCCUUACCUGGACAAGACAAAUGCAUCAGAACUGUGAUGACAACAGGAGUCGCUGGCAUUGGAAAAACAGUGUCUGUGCAGAAGUUCAUUCUAGACUGGGCUGAAGGGAAAGCCAAUCAGGAUAUCCACUUCAUUUGUCCACUUCCUUUCCGAGAGCUGAAUUUGAUGAAGAACCAAAAACACAGUUUGAUGAGUUUACUGCAAUGUUUUUUCAUGGAGAGCCAAGCAUUUGACUUUAAUGAGAAAAAAGCUGUUUUCAUCUUUGAUGGUCUUGAUGAGUGUCGACUAUCUCUGGAUUUCCAGAACAAUGAGGCAUUGAGUGAUGUAACAGAGUCAACCUCAGUGGAUGUACUGCUGACCAACCUCAUCAAGGGGAAUCUGCUUCCCUCUGCUCUCAUCUGGAUCACCUCCCGACCAGCAGCAGCCAGUCAAAUCCCUCCUCAAUAUAUUCACCAGAUCACUGAGAUACAAGGGUUCAAUGACCCUCAGAAGGAAGAGUAUUUCAGAAAGAGGAUCAAUGAUCAGAAUCUGGCCAGCAGAAUCAUCUCACACAUGAAGUCUUUGAGCAGCCUAUACAUCAUGUGCCACCUACCAGUGUUCUGUUGGAUUUCAGCCACUGUUCUGGAGAGAAUGUUGGAUGAAGCAGAAGGAAAAGAGAUCCCCAAGACCCUGACUGAAAUGUACACACAUUUUCUUUUAAUUCAGUCCAAAAUCAUUCGAGACAAAUUCAGUGAGAGCAAAGAGACAUAUCAGAAAAUGAUUUUCAAACUGGGUCACUUGGCUUUUCAGCAGCUGGAAAAAGGCAACCUGAUCUUUUAUGAGGAAGACCUGAAAGAGUGUGGCAUUGAUGUGAGAGAAGCAUCAGUGCACUCAGGAGUGUGCACUCAGAUCUCUAGAGAGGAAUUUUGUUUGCAUCAAGGGAAGGUGUUCUGCUUUGUGCAUCUGAGCAUCCAAGAGCAUCUUGCAGCUCUAUAUGUUUAUCUAAACUUCAUCAAUAAUGGCAAGAAUGUACUUAGUCAAACUGUAUUCUCUGGAGUCGAGGACAAUAUCAAAAGCACAACAGUUUAUGACCUACACAAGUGUGCUGUGGACCAGGCCUUGCAGAGUAAGAAUGGACACCUGGACCUUUUCCUUCGCUUCCUUCUGGGCCUCUCACUGGAUUCCAAUCAGACUCUCUUACGGGGUCUACUGACACAAACAGCUGACAGCUCUCAGAGUAGAAAGAGUACUGUUGAGUACAUCAAAACGAAGAUCCGGGAGAAUCCAUCUCCUGAGAAAGCUAUCAAUCUGUUCCACUGUCUGAAUGAGCUGAGAGAUCAGUCUCUUCCAGAGGAGAUUGACAAACAACUGGCCUCAGAGAGUGUCUUUGACUUAAAAUCCCUGAAUUCUCACUUAGUUUCUCUUAAAUUGCUAACUUAUGAAGAGGAACCGGAUGUGUUUGACCUGCAAAAUUACACAUUCAAAUUAGAGAUGAUACCAGAUGAAGUAAUCAUGAUCCUACUGCAAGUCAUACACACAUCGAGAAAAGCUGAUCUCCGGAAUGUCAACCUGACAGAGAAAAGCUACACACGUCUGGCCUUGGUUCUCAGCUCAAACUCCUCCAGUCUAAAAGAGCUGGACCUAAGUAAUAGCAAUCUACAGGAUUCAGGAAUGAAUCUGCUCUCUGUUGGACUGAACAGUCCUCACUGUAUAUUGGAGAUACUGAGGAUGAGAUCCUGUAACCUCACAGAACAAAGCUGUGCAGUUUUGGCUAUAGCACUCAGCUCUGACACCUCCAGUCUGAUAGAACUGGACCUGUCUUAUAAUGAUAUAUUGGAUUCAGGAGUUAAGCUACUUUUUACUGUACUGGAGAAUCCUCACUGUAAACUGAAGGCAUUGAGUCUCACUAAGUGUAGUCUGACUGAGAACUGCUGUGCAUCAAUAGACUUAGUUCUCAGCUCCUCCAAUCUACAAGAACUAGACCUGAGUCACAAUGAGGUGAAGGAUUCAGGAGUGAAGCUGCUGUCUGACCGAUUAAAGAAUCCUCACUGUAAACUGGAGAAAUUAAGACUAAGCAAUUCCAAACUGACAGAGGAGAGUUGUCCAGCUCUGGCCUCAACUCUCAGCUCAAACCCCUCCUGCCUGAGAGAGUUAAACCUGAGUGACAAUAACCUGCAGGAUUCAGGAGUGAUACUGCUCUGUGGUGGACUUCAGAAUCCUCAUUGUAAACUGGAGAUAUUGAGGUUGAGUGGUUGUAAUCUGACAAAGGAAAGUUGUGACAUUCUUGCCUCAGUUCUUAGAACUCAAAGGUCAAACUCCUCUGGCUUGAAAGAGUUGGACCUGAGUUACAAUAUAGUGCGGGAUUCUGGAGUGGAGCUGCUCUCAGUUGGACUAAAAAGUCUUCACUGUAAACUGGAGACAUUAAGGCUUAAGAGCUGUGGUGUCACUGUUGAAGGAUGUGCUUAUUUGGCUUCAGCUCUGAAAUCAAACCCCUCACACCUGAGAGAACUGGAUUUGAGUUUAAGCAGUCCAGGAGGCUCAGGCCUGAAUCCUUUAUUUUCUCUACAAGCAGAUCCACAUUACAGACUGGAGAAACUAAUGUGA
This is a messenger RNA of Chanos chanos (milkfish), 3384 nucleotides long. Its product is annotated as NACHT, LRR and PYD domains-containing protein 12-like. Lineage: Eukaryota; Metazoa; Chordata; Actinopteri; Gonorynchiformes; Chanidae. The record is from RefSeq and is a predicted model, not a curated record. The transcript is spliced from 12 exons. Gene Ontology annotation, molecular function: protein binding. The coding region runs from base 1 to 3384 and encodes 1127 amino acids.